Messenger RNA from Postia placenta MAD-698-R-SB12, 1635 nucleotides. RefSeq lists its product as hypothetical. The transcript is spliced from 8 exons. Bases 1 to 1500 code for a protein of 499 amino acids. Gene Ontology annotation, cellular component: mitochondrion. The record is from RefSeq and is a predicted model, not a curated record. Lineage: Eukaryota; Fungi; Basidiomycota; Agaricomycetes; Polyporales; Adustoporiaceae. Gene Ontology annotation, molecular function: 3-hydroxyisobutyryl-CoA hydrolase activity. Gene Ontology annotation, biological process: L-valine catabolic process.
AUGUUGGCGACGCGCCUACGUAUCGCAAGGAUGGCACACAUUAACCGUGCAGCAGUCCAGCGCACAGCCGCGAUUCAAAGACAUAUGUCCUCUGGCGCGGCCAGCGGACCAGCCUUAGAUGAGGUCAGUGCCUUUCUAUUCAAGUCCGAUGGGUGCCUCAGGACAUAUGUCCUCAACCGAUCCAAGAAGUUGAAUGCCUUGAACGAUGAUAUGCUGGGCAUCCUCAGGCCGAAGAUAGAAGAAUGGGCGCAGGGCGAGCUAGCCGGUGUCAUCGUAGGAACGGGCGUGGGCAGGGCCUUCUGUGCGGGCGGCGAUGUCGAAAGUGUUGUCAAAUACGCUUCGCAUCCCGAUACAUUACCCAAGGCGAUUGAUUUCUUCCACAAAGAAUUCGAACUGGACUACAUACUGGCUGCAAUGCCAAAACCUUACGUUGCUGUAAUGGAUGGUAUCACCAUGGGCGGGGGUGUCGGACUGGGUAUCAAUGCACCAUUCCGUGUCGCUACUGAGAACACAGUUCUUGCCAUGCCCGAAACAAAGAUUGGCUACUGCCCCGACGUCGGUGCUAGCUACUUCUUGUCGAGAGUGGAUGGCGAGAUCGGCACAUACAUGGCCCUCACGUCGCAAACACUGAACGGCCGUGCGGUCUUCGAGCAUGGUUUUGCAACACAUUUUAUUCCUGCGCGCCGCAUCCCUGGACUGCUCGAGCGCCUCGCGUCGAUAGACCACCCUUCGUACGCGCAAAUUGACAGCAUCCUCGAGGAGCACCGAGCAGAGCGAUUUCCUGGGGAGCCUGCAAGCUCGCUCAUAGGCGUCGUACGCGAGGCCCUCGACAAGGCUUUCAAGCAUAGCUCCGUGGAGGAAAUCAUCGUAGAACUGCAGUCAAUACUCAAGGGAAGUACUCACGAGAGCGUUCGCUCGUGGGCUCAAGAAACGCUGGACGCUCUUUCGAUGAGAAGUCCCACAAGUCUGAAGGUAGCGUUGGCCGCGGUGCGCAGGGGCAAGAACAUGCCGCUGCUUGAGGCGCUGCAGAUGGAAAUGAACAUUGCGACAGCAUUCUGCCAUGGCGCCAGCCCAGAUUUCCCUACUGGCGUCACUGCCGUAAUCACGAAAAAAUCCAAAGAGCGGCCAAACUGGUCCCCCGAUACGCUCGAGGAAGUCACGGACGCGUAUAUCGCGAAGGAAUUCUUCUCAACAUACUCGCCCGACGUCGGUACUGCGCCGAAGCUCGCUGCUCCCACUUACCUUGCGGAGUCCACGCGCGUCGUGAACCCGAUGGAGUAUGCACUCCCGGCGGAGGCAGAGAUCCGGCAAAUGGUCAACGGGAGUCAUCCUGCGAGCGGGAGCACGGUGUUGACGCUCGACGAGCUCGUGCAAGCAUUCAACGUAUUGAAGAAGGGCAAGACGGGGCUGCGCGAGAAGAUUGUCGAGGUCGUCGCGCGGUGCUGCAUCACGGAGAAAGACAAGCGCGGCGAGCAGCAGUGGCUCAAGUGGCGGCACUGAGUUGUGAGUCAGAGCCAAUUCAUACAACAGAUCGCAGCCGGCGUGUCGCAUCGAGAAUGCACAGAUGUAUCGCUACUAAUGAUAGUGACGAUGACGCACCGUCUGUGUCAGAAUGUCGAGAUGGUCUGUUUCUGA